Messenger RNA from Pyrus x bretschneideri (Chinese white pear), 1305 nucleotides. Its product is annotated as AP2/ERF and B3 domain-containing transcription repressor TEM1-like. Bases 236 to 1147 code for a protein of 303 amino acids. Gene Ontology annotation, molecular function: DNA binding; DNA-binding transcription factor activity. Lineage: Eukaryota; Viridiplantae; Streptophyta; Magnoliopsida; Rosales; Rosaceae. Gene Ontology annotation, biological process: regulation of DNA-templated transcription. The record is from RefSeq and is a predicted model, not a curated record. The transcript has a single exon.
UCCUCCCCCCAAUAGGUCGGUGUGCCAGAAACUCAUCAUGGAGAAAGAAAUACUACCUAAACAUUAGUGACCAUUGUCUGUCAAGUCUAGAAACCCAAGCGGUCAAUUCUUGUCAUCAUCUUCCUCAAACUCAUUACCCUAGAAACAAAGUUUGAUUCUCACUCUUCUCUUCCUACGAAUCAAAAUACUAUAGAAAUAGAGUUUAAUUCUCGUCUUCCUCUUCCUCCCGAUCACAAUGGAUUUGAUGAGUUGCUGGAAUGCGAGCACAAGUGACUACUCAACAAUGAAUGGAGCAAACGGUGCAAGUUCAAACAAGUUGCCUUCUUCAAGGUACAAAGGAGUAGUGCCACAGUCAAAUGGCAGGUGGGGAGCUCAAAUAUACGAGAAGAGUCAUCGUGUAUGGUUGGGAACCUUCAAUGAAGAAGAAGAAGCUGCUAAAACCUACAACAUUGCCUUACUAAAGUUCCGGGGUCUUGAUGCCAUCACACACUUCAGUCGAAGCCAAAUGAAACCCUACGGACCUGAUGUCACGGAGGCUCUUUUCUUGGAAUACCAUUCCAAGGCUGAAAUCGUUGACAUGCUUCGAAAACAUUCUUAUGCCAACGAGCUCGAGAUGUACAAGCAUAAGUUGCACAAUGGUGGUGCUCUAGGCCUUGACGAUGGUGGAAAGCGUACGAAGUGUUACCUUGAUUUAAUGGACACGUGUAGUCGCGACAGGGAGUUGCUUUUCGAGAAAGUGGCAACACCAAGCGACGUAGGGAGAUUGAACCGCAUGGUUAUACCAAAACAACAUGCCGAGAAGCAUUUUGAGGUUCAUCUGAGUGUAGGGUUUGGUAAAGGGGUGUUGUUGAAAUUUGAGGAUGAGUUGGGGAAGGUGUGGAGGUUUGGGUACUGUUAUUGGAGUAGUAGUCAGAGUUAUGUGUUGAGCAAAGGGUGGAUUCGUUUUGUGAAGGAGAAGAAGCUGAAAGCUGGUGAUGUUGUGAGGUUUCAGAAAUCGGUAGGGGAGGAUAAGAAGCUGUUCAUUGAGUGUAGACCUAGAAAAGUUGACGUUUCGGGGAUCGAGGAGAUGCAUGGCAGGGUUGCUGACCCUUUAGCGACGGUUCAAGAUGAUGGAGUGGUGAGGUUGUUCGGAGUUAACAUAUCAUGAAAACAUGUGCAUUAUAGAGAAUAGCAGGUGUUGGAGGCUUGGACCAUGUUCAAUAAGUUAAAAGUCAACCUUUUAUUUUCUUUUUCUUUUUGCUUGAUAAAGAGAGAGCCUUCUCUUGCAGUGUGUGCAAUUAGAAUAAUUAUAUGACAAAGCUCGUG